This is a messenger RNA of Rattus rattus (black rat), 1151 nucleotides long. It is a transcript of the gene Znf365, whose product is annotated as zinc finger protein 365. Gene Ontology annotation, cellular component: centriolar satellite. Gene Ontology annotation, biological process: telomere maintenance; regulation of double-strand break repair via homologous recombination; regulation of neuron projection development. The transcript has 4 exons. Lineage: Eukaryota; Metazoa; Chordata; Mammalia; Rodentia; Muridae. Bases 55 to 1056 code for a protein of 333 amino acids. The record is from RefSeq and is a predicted model, not a curated record.
CAGCAUCAGCACCGGCGGCUGCAGCGGCAGCAACAAGUCGGGACUUUCAGAGUGAUGCAACAGACGACUUUUGAGGAAAGCCGGUACCGUUGGCAGGACUCCCUGGAGAAUGUCGCUGUGUGCCUGCCGUUCCGCUGCCCGAGGUGUGGAGACCAUACGAGAUUUAGAAGCUUGUCGUCCUUGAGGGCUCAUCUAGAGUUCAGUCACAGCUACGAGGAACGAACCCUCCUGACAAAAUGCAGCCUCCUGCCGUCUCUCAAGGACACAGACCUACUCAGGUCCUCGGAGCUCCCGAAGCAGGGAAAACUGCUCCGGGGCCACGCAAAGGUGACCAAGCAGAAGCCGAGCUAUGUUAACUUGUAUAGCAUCUCCCAUGGGCACUCCAAGGACCCGAAACCCUUUGAGAUGGUGGCAGAGAGGCCCGUGUCCUACGUGCAGACCUACACAGCCGUGGACAUCCGGGCCGACACUCUGGAUGCUCCCCGGUCCAGCCCUGGACUCCCCACCCAAGACACCAAAGCUGCUUUCGAGGCUCACGUCCGAGAAAAGUUCAAUCGCAUGGUAGAGGCCGUGGACAGGACCAUCGAGAAGAGAAUCGACAAACUCACCAAAGAGUUGGCCCAGAAAACCGCCGAACUGUUGGAAGUCCGGGCAGCCUUUGUGCAGUUGACUCAGAAGAAGCAGGAAGUCCAGAGGCGAGAACGGGCCCUGAACAAACAGGUCGACGUGGCUGUGGAAAUGAUCGCCGUGCUGAAGCAGCGCUUGACGGAGUCCGAGGAGGAGCUCCUGAGGAAAGAGGAAGAAGUUGUCACAUUCAACCAUUUCCUGGAAGCGGCGGCCGAGAAGGAGGUUCAAGGAAAAGCAAGGCUCCAGGACUUUAUUGAGAACCUGCUGCAACGGGUAGAGCUGGCGGAGAAGCAGUUGGAGUACUAUCAAAGCCAGCAGGCCUCCGGUUUCAGCCAUGACACUAGUGAGCACAUGCUCACAGACAUCUCAUCGAGCAGGAAGCCCCGAUGCCUGUACGUAUGCCUUUCUUACACAGGAGCCAUCGGAUAAUGCUUACGUUGUGCGUCUUCUUGUUGCAUUUGAUGAAAUAUCUAUAAGUGGGUUUCUAAGCCUAUUGCGUUUGAUAAGAUAUCAAUGUCUGGACU